This is a messenger RNA of Colletotrichum karsti, 744 nucleotides long. RefSeq lists its product as uncharacterized. Lineage: Eukaryota; Fungi; Ascomycota; Sordariomycetes; Glomerellales; Glomerellaceae. The record is from RefSeq and is a predicted model, not a curated record. The transcript has 2 exons. Bases 1 to 744 code for a protein of 247 amino acids.
AUGAGAACGGCAAACUUCGCCCGGAAGAUUCUCUCGGUUCAUCCCAACCUCUUCUGCACCCACCCUUCGAGAACACUUCCCGAUACGUCCAAGUUCUUGUUCAGCAACAGCGCCAGGCGAUUUCCAUUUCCCUCGAUCAUUUCUGGGAGACGAGGCUUCGCCAUGUCGAGCGCCGCCGAGGAACAACCACAGGCCGCUGCGCCUACGAAGAGCGAAGGAGAGGAUGCCGCCCCGGCGCAGCCUGAGCUGCCGCCCUUGUCGCCGGCCGAGUUCAGGGUGUACAACCAGAUGGCGGAGAAGAUGGAUUACUUUCACAACCACUUCCGCGCGCAAUGGACGAUCCUCCACGACGCCGCCACGUCGGGCCACCGCCCGCGCAACAUGACGCUGAAACAAUUCAUCGACACGGGCCUGCAAUUCGCGCAGCACCUCACGGCGCACCACGGCAUCGAGGAGCGCUUCGUGUUCCCGAUGCUCGCGCGCAAGAUGCCCGAGUUCCGCGGCGGCCGCGCCGAGCUGCUCCAGCAGCACAGGCAGAUCCACAAGGGCAUGGACCAGUUCGAGGACUACCUGCGCAGGUGCCGCUCGCGCGAGACGGAGCUGGAGCUCGCCGUGCUGCGGGAGAAGAUGGACAGCUGGGGCGGGGUGCUCUGGACGCACCUCGACCAGGAGGUCAAGACGCUCGGCGCGGAGAACAUGAGGAGGUACUGGACCAUGGAGGAGGUUCGGAACAUGCCCAUGUGA